This is a messenger RNA of Symbiodinium sp. CCMP2456, 2163 nucleotides long. The record is from the annotation of a GenBank genome assembly. NCBI's taxonomy places the organism in Eukaryota, Dinophyceae, Suessiales, Symbiodiniaceae.
AUGCAGCCGUGGACAGACCAGCAUCUUGCAUUUUUCCUGCAGUAUCUCCUCGCUGCAUUCGCGCAAAGCCUCCCAUUAUCUGCUAUGGGACUGAUUCUGAAUGUUGACUUGGAUGGCCGGGCCCACCCCGAGGAGGUCAACGCGUUCUAUGCCAACGCAUUACUCGCGCCGGCAUUGAUAAGACCACUACUAGGUGCCUUGUCGGAUGGAAUCCGCCGCUGCAACUGCGGUCGGCGGCCGGUGCUUGUCCUGCUACAGGUGAUCUGGGCUGUGGGACUUGUCCAAGCUUCAGUGAGCAGGACACGUUGGGGCUAUUUUGUCGCUUACACUGCGGUCGCGCUUUGCACUGGUGCUGCUGAGGCUGUACUGGACGGCGUGUCUGUAGAGCUGAUGCGAAAGACGGGGCGCUCCGCAACAGAGGUGCAGGCUAAGUCUUUUUCUUUUAAAACGGCCGGCAGCUUGGCUGCCUUUGCAGCUUCCCCGCUGAUGCUCAAAAUGUUUAGUAGCCACUACAUGACGGUUCGAGUUUGCGCACUGGUGCCACUAGCCACCGCCAUCGCAACGCUGACCACAUUUCCAGCUUUUGAGCUUCCUGGCCGUGCAUGUGCAGGCACGAACGCACAUGCAGGUGCUUCAAGUGGCCAAGCACAGCUUUGCCGGCUUGUGCCCAGAGGUGCUUGGUUUGGUGCAAUUUUUCUCUUUGUGCGCGGGGCAAUGCCCACAGAAAGCGAUACUUUUUCCGGAUUCGUAUCUACAAAGGUGAGCGGCGUUUGGGUGUCCAUCAUCUUCGCCUGCUCGAACUUGGGGUCCCUGCUGGCACUAGUGAGCUUUCAGGCCUUGCCGCAGUGCCGGCGGCGGCUUGUCCCAACCAUCGUCGCCACGGCUAUCCUUUCUGCAUUUGUGGGAGCAGCCGUGCAGUGCUUGCUGGCUGCUGCGAGCCCAAGCAUGCCCUGGAUCUAUGCCUUGGGCGCAGCAGCUGUUGGGGCCGUCGAUAGCCUCUCCUUCCUUCCGAACCUGGCCAUCUGCGCACAAUGCGCGCCUAAGGACUUCGAGGCCGCUGGCUUUGCCGUGCUGAGCCUUAUCCUGGAUCUCGGGGAUCAGGCCUCGGCUCGCAUGGCAUCCUUCAUCGUCCAGGCCUUCGACCUCGGCUCCGGGGAGGACCGCUCCUGGGCACAGCUUCCUCUCUUUGUGGCGCUAUGUCGCUGUGCCUUACUACUGCCGCUUCCGCUUUGCGUACUUCUCCGAGGCAUCCAGCCAGUGGAUGAUGCGCAGGCAGAAAGAAUCUCAUGGUACCUGCAACUGCCAGUUUCUUGCGAGUUCUGCAAAGAAGCCUUGGCAGGACAAGCAGAGCUGCAGUUGCCUUUCCAGCUUGGUUUCGAUUGCCUCAAGAGGGAAGGCACCAAAGGAUGUGUUUUCCGUGUGCACCUCGUAUUCCCUGCCAAGGGCUCUUCCAGGACAGACGAGUCGGCGCAGAUGCCAAGAUGCUGUUCCGUUCUGGUGUUAAUGGUGGCCUUUGCCGGCGAUGCAAAAGGAUUCGAGAUCAACGAGGAUCGGUCCAGCCGCAAAUCGGCUGAAGUAGACGCUUUGCCUGUGAAAUCGGAUUCGAUGCGUAGAAGUGUGAGCGUAUCUCAAACUCGUGUGAGAGCCAAUGCGCGUGACACCUUGUCGAACACUGCCAGCAAGGCACGGAGAGCUCAUGCCACUGAGCCGGAGGUUGCCGCAAGCUUCAUGAAAGAUGGCGUCUCGCUCCGUGAAGCCAUAAGAAGUCCAGAUGGGGAUGCUAGUGGCCUUUGGAGAACUGCAAUGCUGAUGCCGCACGAUGACGGCCUCAGUCACACGCCUUUGGCUCACGAAAGUGCGACAGACGGCAUCAAAAGGGGCCCUACAUCCGUUCUAAUGCAACUGGAGGACUCCGAUCCAAAGACUUCCAGAGAAUCUGGAUUCAACGAAGCCAUACCAAAGCAUCAGCACCUUCAAGCGGCAGCUCUUCUCUUGACUCCGCAUCAAGACGAUCUGGAGUUCCAUCAGUUUCGAACAGAUGAUGAGCUGCUGAAGCAUGGCCUUCACCGAGACGCAAACUACCAGAUGCCGCACGAUGAUGUGAACCGAAUGAAGCGGCCUCCAUGGCAGCGGUCCUCGCCUCAAAUGCAGAGACGAAGGUGA